GGCUAAUAUUGGAAUGGGACAAAUAAACAUAAUUGCACUUGCUACCUCAAAUUCCGGUCAUCGCUCUGCAGCCUUUUGUUGGUGCCCGCGAGAGCCGGGGAAAAGUAACCCUACCUUCUUCAUAUCUUUUUCUCGCUAACGACUUCGAAUCGAUUCUUAUCAGCGGAGACGACUCGUUUGAUAGUCCAGCGAUCACAGAUUGAUCUUAGAAAUCUCAAUGUAGCACCACGCUUCACUACUACGGCUUAUAACCUUUCUCGUUGCACAACCUGCUUCGUCUGGAUUUGUGAGCUGCUAGACAUUCUUGAUGGAUUCAAUAGCGCUCUUGCGGCACUUGGUACUGAGUACUCGUGUCGGAAAACGCUCAUUCAUCAUUUUCAUGGAAAGAGGAGAUGUUUUGGGCCAGAACCAGAGGGACUACGACGAACGCAAUCUAGCUAAUCGCUGUGGCCCCCAGCCAGCAACUAUGAGCCAUCGAGAGACCUUUCGAAGUGUAUUUCAUUCCGCAGGAGAAGAAGUUCGGAUGGAAGGUAGGGCCAUGCUCUCGUUGCGGAGAACCGCUCUUGCCUCUGCGCGAACUGCGCGGGCCGCUGUGCCCCGGCUACGACGUAGUGCCCACCAUGACGCUCAUCACGACGCCCAUCACGGCCCCGUCAACGAGUUGUUCGGACCCAAAUUCUACAUCGGCGUAGCCGCGAUACCCGCGCUACUCGGACUGUACUAUGUGUCCCGCUCCAGCGACGGCGAUCGGCCAUUCCUUUACCGAUAUAUCGAUUCUUAUUCGGAGUACAAAGCUUUCUGGGCUGAGCAGAACGACAUACACGUCAAGGCGUUGGAACGAGCCGGUGCAGAUCGGAACCUGUUCAUCCACUCCAAGGGCCAGCAGACCGUCGACUUGAAGUUCCCCGACAUAUUCAACAGGAUAUUCAAUGUCGGAUCUCCAUACAACGUCCCCGCCGGCAGCAGCGUGAACCUGGACAAGCUGAUCGCGAAAUACGAGAAGGAGAGCUAUGAGGCGCAGGAAGCGAAGCUACAAGCAUUGAAGGAUGGCACUCUACCGGUGGAGCGGGAAGAUAAGUAGGAAGCAGGGGACCACGGCUGUGCGCGGGUCUGGGGUCUGUACAUAUUUCGCUUGCAGUCACUACCGUCCGCAAAGGAUACGGUUUCAUCUAUACAUUUUCAAAGUGGAGGUCACAGUUCAGUGCUUGCAACUUGUGGUGCCGUCGAUUUACCGACAAGUACUGUACAAAACUGGAACACCGCGUACUCUUUCUAAUGCCUGAAUUAUUACGCCAAGUCAUCUAAACCACUAAUUAGGCAGCGUGCGGUGUUCUACGUUUUUAUACUAGAGACGAUUGAUUUUAAGCUUGCUUCAUCUAUAUCUGCAUUACGAAGGGUCUUCCUCACACGAAAGAUUAAUAUUGAGGAAACUAGACUAUAGUCCGCAAAGUUUUUAAC
Mytilinidion resinicola is the source of this 1458-nucleotide messenger RNA. RefSeq lists its product as uncharacterized. Gene Ontology annotation, cellular component: mitochondrion. The transcript has 4 exons. The record is from RefSeq and is a predicted model, not a curated record. NCBI's taxonomy places the organism in Eukaryota, Fungi, Ascomycota, Dothideomycetes, Mytilinidiales, Mytilinidiaceae. Bases 308 to 1081 code for a protein of 257 amino acids.